This is a messenger RNA of Mangifera indica (mango), 2299 nucleotides long. RefSeq names its product IQ domain-containing protein IQM1. NCBI's taxonomy places the organism in Eukaryota, Viridiplantae, Streptophyta, Magnoliopsida, Sapindales, Anacardiaceae. The record is from RefSeq and is a predicted model, not a curated record. Gene Ontology annotation, molecular function: protein binding. The coding region runs from base 475 to 2046 and encodes 523 amino acids. The transcript has 7 exons.
UGUUUCCAUUUCCAUGUUCAGAUUAAGAAUAUUAAUACAAGUAAAUCUUAUUAACUUUUUCAUUCAUGAAAGCUUACUGUUGUAAACACUGCCAAUAUAAGCCGGGUUUACACCUUACAGAGAGUCAUCAAAGGAAUUGAAAAGUUGGAAGGUUUGAAUUAAUCAAAACUCGUGGUCUUCAAGCUGGAAAACUAUCCCUUGAAUCCAACCCACCAAAAAACGUAACAUUCAAAAGGCAUUAAGUUGAUCAUAAGAGCAAGAAUUCAAACGCUGCUGUGCCUCUCUUUCCUGUUCACGUCUUUGAAGGGUUCUGGCCAAAAAGUGGACUUCUUGUUGUAUAUAAAGGAAGACGGAAGGUAGUCAAGAAUCAACAAAAUCUCAUCUAACUGUGAGGGCCGAGAGAGAAUAACAAAGAAUAUUUUUGGUUCAAGCACUGGUACUGAAUUAAUUACAGCUGAAGGCUUUUGAUAAUCUAUGGGUUUAUCGCUUUCAUUGCUCUUAUCAGCGUGGGAGGAAAUUCUAAAACACAGGUUCUUUAGUUUGGCUUAUAACAUCAGCUUCAAUGCCAGAGAUGGAGAAGUCACUGUUAGAGUAAACAGCUUCAAGAGAAAGGAUUCAGAAACCAAGUGUGAUGAAAUCAUAAAGAAUUACAAACGGGAAAAUGUAUUGCUUGAAACAAAUUUGUCAUUCAAGGAUCUGGCUGAAGACAAAAAGAUGGUUUCAACCAAAACUUUGAAUAGAAAAGAGGGAUUGAGGCAUUACCCGAUUCCUUCACUUUCUCUUCCUGAACCAGCAAUACUGUUUUCACCGAGACCAGUGAGUGAACUCGAUGCAGCAGCCGUUAAACUUCAAAAGUUCUAUAAGAGUUACAGAACCAGAAGAAACCUCGCUGAUUGUGCGGUUGUUGUUGAGGAGUUGUGGUGGAAGGCAUUAGACUUUGCAGCUCUCAAGCGGAGUUCUGUGUCUUUCUUCAAUAUUGAGAAACCGGAAACCGCCGUGUCACGGUGGGCCAGGGCCAGGACAAGAGUAGCCAAGGUGGGAAAGGGGUUGUCCAAAGAUGAGAAGGCCCAAAAACUGGCCUUACAACAUUGGCUUGAAGCCAUUGAUCCACGGCAUCGGUAUGGGCACAAUCUACACAUGUAUUAUGAUACCUGGUUUAAAAGCGAGAGCAGCCAACCUUUCUUUUACUGGUUGGACGUUGGAGAUGGGAAAGAAGUAAAUUUGGACAAGUGUCCAAGAAGUGUUCUUCAUCGCCAAUGCAUCAAAUAUCUUGGACCAAAAGAAAGAGAAGCAUUUGAGGUGAUAGUUGAAGACGGGAAACUUGUCUAUAAGCAAUGUGGAAUGCUUGUAGAAACCACUGAAGGUUCCAAAUGGAUAUUUGUUUUGAGUACCAGCCGGGCUUUAUACGUGGCGCAAAAGAAGAAAGGAUCGUUUCAACACUCCAGUUUUCUGGCCGGCGGCGCCACCACCGCCGCUGGAAGAUUAGUUGCUCACGAUGGAAUUCUUCAGGCAGUAUGGCCGUACAGUGGCCACUAUCAUCCAACAGAAGAGAACUUCCAAGAAUUCAUCAGCUUUCUUGAGGAGAACCAUGUUGAUCUCACUAAUGUAAAGAGGUGUGCCAUCGAUGAUGACAAUUUCUCUUCAAUCAAGGGGAACGUCGAGGAAUCAAAACAAAAACCACCAGUGGGCCCUGAUAUGGACAAUAGCAUUAAGGCGGCUACAAUCACGACCGUUCAUCAAAAAGAAAAGAUUGAUACAAAUAAUGAUGCCGUCGCAGCAGCGUCUUUGUUUGAUGUAGGCAAACGAUUGCCGUGCAACUGGACCACGGGAGCUGGACCCCGCAUCGGCUGUGUGCGGGACUACCCGGCAGAUUUACAGUCGAGAGCACUGGAACAAGUUAACCUAUCUCCUCGUCCGCCAACUGCGCCGUUUGUUAAAUACGGGCCGAUUCCUUCUCCAAGGCCCAGCCCAAAGGUCCGUCUCUCUCCAAGGCUAUCCUACAUGGGCCUGCCUAGCCCGAGGACUUCAAUCACUGCAGCUAGCUAAGCUAAGCUCCAGAAUUCGGGUAGUACUGGUGCCCCGGCUUCAAGGUUUUAGAACUGAGGUGGGAACAGUGGAAACUGACUGGGAUUAUUUGUUAAAAGAAAAUUUUUUUUGGUGACUUCCUUACUGUUGUUUCAUUAUUUGAAGUUUCUUUAUGGCUUAAUUUACCCAAUUUUGUUUGGGUUUUACCUAUUCUUUCAUGUAAAGAGAAAAUACAAUCCAAUAAUACAAAUACCCAAUCAAAUCUUCCUAUGCA